AUGUCUUCGCAUUACACGACCGAACCUCCUCCGACUGCGUCAGUCCUUGUCCAUACCACCGCUGGCCCCCUCACAAUAUCCCUGUUCGCGAGUCAAACACCUCUCACAUGCAGAAACUUCCUGCAGCAUGUUCUCGAUGAGGACUACAACAACAACAUCUUCCACCGCGUCUCCCCAGGUUUUGUUAUCCAGACAGGCGAUCCCAGCGGAACCGGGGAAGGAGGACAAAAUAUAUAUGAGGACCGGGAAUUCGAGCGAUACGACGAAGACUGGGCUCGGUUGACGGGGCGAGAAGAAGGCGAGAAGAUUGUCUUCGGAGAUGAAGUCCACAGCCGGCUGAGGUUCAAUAGGAGAGGGUUGGUGGGUAUGGCCAAAGGCACCGGCGACGGCGCGGGAUAUGGCAGUCAGUUCUUCAUCACGCUUGGAGACUGCAGAGCUGAACUCGAUGGCAAGUGUACCAUGUUCGGCCGAGUGGAGGGUGAUGGCAUCUACAAUGUGGUCAAAAUCGCCGAAGGCGAGCUGUUGGAGGGAAGCGAGCGACCAAUGUACCCGGACAAGAUACUCCGGGUCGAAAUCAUCGAGAUGCCUAAGGGCGACGCAUGGCAGAAGAUGCGGAAAAGGAACAAAAUUGCGGCACGCAUUGUGGAAGCCCCCCCGAAGAAAAAGGUACCCAAGAAAAAGGGCGGGAAGACCUUGUUGAGCUUUGCCGGAGAUGAAGGCGAGGAUGACGCUGGAGCAGUUGCGGUGCGACCAAAGAAAGCAAAAUUCAAUCCCACCCUAAUCGAAGGUGAGGACGCCCCUGAGUCGAAGCCCAAGAUAAAUGGCACUGCCCCUAAACCUGCGUCGACCGCGAAGCCGCAACGACGAUCCCCUUCACCCACGGUUCCGCAGAAGCGGAAGGCAAGUGUUUCAGCGUCGACCAAAUCGCCAUCACCGGUGCAGCGCCGGAAGCCAUCGUUCCAUGACCCGUUAACUCAACUCCCGCUUCGAGACCCAGAAUCGCCAUCUCGCUCGCCCACACCGGAAGAACAACCGUCAGCAGUCAGAACCUCUGCACUAGAAGCUGAGAUCGCGGCCCUGAAAGCAUCCAUGCGCCGGAACGUUGACACUAAUGCCAAUAGCUCCACUGCUAAGAAGUCGGUGUUGGAAUCUCUCAUCCCGGCCACAAGCACGAGGGGUCGCAAACGGCCUCGCCCCGGCGAAUCCAAUGCACGAGACGAGGCCAAGGCGCUGAAAAUGCUGAACGCCUUCAAAGCACGGCUGGAGUCCGCCGACGCACAACAGGGCAAUAAAGCUCACUCCUCGAAGCCCGCCAACGGCCACAAAGACCACAACAACCCCUCAUCCACUCCUUCAGAUCUUGUCGCGGCGACCGCCUCGCCUUCCUCCAAACGAAACGAGGGCGACGGCGACGACGAAGAGGCCACUCUGUGCGACCUGCAUUUCAUCGCAAACUGCCAAUCGUGCUCGAAGUGGGACGACCCGACCAACGCCGAGGCCGACGAGUCCGACGACGACGCGCAGUGGAUGAGCCACUCGCUGUCGUUCGCCAAGGACCGGCUGGGCAAGGACCUGAAUUGGAAGAGGAAGAACGAAGAGGAGUUGGUGGUCAUUGAUCCGCGGGAGAAGGAGAAGGAGUUGAAGCUGGGGCGGAGGCGGGAGAGAGAUAAAGACAGAGACAAGGGGAAAGGCAAGGCCAAGGAGAAACCGUGGUAG
Messenger RNA from Fonsecaea erecta, 1716 nucleotides. RefSeq lists its product as hypothetical. Gene Ontology annotation, molecular function: peptidyl-prolyl cis-trans isomerase activity. Gene Ontology annotation, biological process: protein peptidyl-prolyl isomerization. The record is from RefSeq and is a predicted model, not a curated record. NCBI's taxonomy places the organism in Eukaryota, Fungi, Ascomycota, Eurotiomycetes, Chaetothyriales, Herpotrichiellaceae. Bases 1 to 1716 code for a protein of 571 amino acids. The transcript has a single exon. Gene Ontology annotation, cellular component: catalytic step 2 spliceosome.